This is a messenger RNA of Rhineura floridana, 2611 nucleotides long. It is a transcript of the gene BDH1, whose product is annotated as 3-hydroxybutyrate dehydrogenase 1. Gene Ontology annotation, molecular function: oxidoreductase activity. The record is from RefSeq and is a predicted model, not a curated record. NCBI's taxonomy places the organism in Eukaryota, Metazoa, Chordata, Lepidosauria, Squamata, Rhineuridae. The transcript has 7 exons. The coding region runs from base 222 to 1265 and encodes 347 amino acids.
CUUCCUCGACCUAGCGGGAGGCGGGAGGCCGGUCCGGCUCGGCCCAUUCAGAGGAGAACGAAGGAAGGACGCGCCGACGGGCGGGAGGAGCGAGCCUGCCUGCCUGCCUGCCUUUCCGUCCUCCUUUUCCGUCCUCCCUUGCUUCCCUCCGUCUUCUGCGGCCUCCGAGCGAGAGCGCAGAGCCAAGAGGAAGACUCUGACUGCGAAGGCACCCACCACCCAUGGCAACCAUCCUGGCAGCUACCCGCAUCUCCCGGCCUCUUGCCCAGCUGGCUGUGAAAGCCCCACAUCUCAAGGAUGUAGCCACUAGUAUUCGGGUCCCCCCAGACGUUUGCUUCCCUGCCUCAAGCCUGCAGGGCCGGUGCUCCUAUGGGACAGAAGUAGAAGAGAUUGGCGAAAGACCCGUCCUCAUCACCGGCUGUGACUCUGGCUUUGGCUUUGCGCUUGCCAGGCACCUGCACGAGAAGGGCUUCAUCAUUUAUGCCGGCUGCCUGCUCAAGGAGCAGGGACGGGGAGGCUCCAAGGACCUGGACAACAUGAAGAGUGACCGGAUGAGGACCGUCCAGCUCAACGUCUGUGACAGCGAGGACGUGGCACGCGCUGUGGACUACAUGACGUCCAGCAUGAAGAACCCACAGGCCGGGCUCUGGGGCUUGGUCAACAAUGCCGGCAUCUCCACCUUCGGAGAGGUUGAGUUCACCAGCAUGGACACGUACAAGGAGGUGGCAGAAGUCAACCUGUGGGGGACGAUCCGCACCACCAAGGCCUUCCUUCCUCUCAUCCGCAGAUCCAAAGGCCGUGUUGUGAACAUCAGCAGCAUGAUGGGGCGGAUGGCGAACCCUGCGCGCUCCCCCUACUGCAUCACUAAGUUUGGGGUGGAAGCCUUUUCUGACUGCCUGCGCUAUGAGAUGCGCCCCCACGACGUGAAGGUCUGCAUUGUGGAGCCCGGGAACUUCAUUGCCGGCACCAGCCUGUACAGCCCCGAUCGCAUUAAGGCCAUCGCCGAUAAGAUGUGGGACGAGCUGCCCGAAAUCGUGCGCCGCGAUUAUGGCCGGAAGUACUUUGACGAGCAGAUUGCCAAGAUGGAGUCAUACUGCAGCAGCGGCUCCUCCGACACGUCUCCUGUGAUCGACAGCAUCGCUCACGCCCUGACCUCCAUCUCGCCCUACACCCGGUACCACCCCAUGGACUACUACUGGUGGCUGAGGAUGCAGGUCAUGACCCACAUGCCGGCCGCUAUCUCUGAUCGCCUCUACAUUUAUUGAGGGAGGGGGGGAGGGGGGAGGGGGCAGAGCCUCCUGCACUUGAAUAUUCAGGAAGGGAAACUAAUUUUAGAGGUUACGCUGUACAAAUUUCCCAGUAGUCACUUGGUUAGUUCAUUUUGAAGUACUGUAUUUUAGGCCUAAGCUGUUGUUAAUUUAAACAUUUGAGCAUAAUUUAAUCUUUGCAUGGUGUGUCUCGUGAGCAGAAAUAUGUUGUGUAUUUCAGAGGGACCCGCUCAGUGCUAUUUAUUUUAAAUACUCCCAUUUUCCCUGGUUCAUCUCGGCUGUUAAGGUAAAGUCUUGAUUGCAUUAACAGUUCUUCUGACGAAUCAGGACUUUGGGGAUCCAAUCUCCAUUGGAAGCUGUUACUGGGAGGGCACCUCCCGCAAGCAGUUGCUGCUCUUGCAGUUGCAGGCCAGACAAGAGCGCCCCUGGCUCCUUCCAUCUCUCCCUCCAGAUGGGUGCUGGUGAUAUGGCCUGUUAUGGGGGCAGGGGGGGAGAGACUGGAUCCGAGGAAGCCAUCGGGACAGGCUGCAGCUGCGGCCGCUUUUCCUCUUGCACCCUCCUCUCCGAGGGCUCUGUGGACCAGGGACCCGCCUGCCAGCUGUACCUGCAGCACUCACGGCUGCUGACAGGCUCAUUCCUGCUGCAGCCCUGCCUGUAAGCAGCUCACUCCUGCAGCAGCUGGGGAUGCAGCGAGGACCCCCUUGCUGCUGCUGCUUCUGCCUGGAUGCUUUGCAUUAGAGUCCCUGUGGCGUGUGGUUGGCUGGUGAUGGCUGCAGAGGCUGGGGGGAAGCCUCUGGAGAGCCCCAGUCCCUGGAUUUGCUCUGCCUCAUUCGCCGCAUGUCAUUAGGGUUAGGGUAGCAAUGAUGGGUCACUUCCCUUGGCACUGAAUGUCACUUUCCGGGACUCCUUCCAGCACGCGGGGCUGCGGAUGGCGCCUGCCCCCCACCGCCAUCUGGGCACUGCAGCAAUAAGUUGCCCCUGUAAGUAACGCGCACCAGAGGGCAUGCCACCGGUCAUCCCAGUGGCAUCUUGCCAGGGACUUGAUUAGGAGCACCCCUCUUGAAAGGGAACAAGCCCUGCGAGGUAGGACAGCAGAGCCUCUGCUGCUGCCACCCCUGUGGUGUCUUCAGCUGUAGGGACAUUGUUUUUGUACAAAAGGGCCACUUGAAGAGAUUUUUGUGAUGCUUCAGAGGCAAACAAAACCGUCACUGGAAGCUUAUGAAAGUGUUUGUGAAAGUGGAAGGAUGGGGGGCACAAAGGGGUGUCACACUUGGGUGUAAAGUGGGAAGAGUCUGUGAUCAAAUAUCCUCUGCCUUGAUUAACAUUAAACAACAGUGACGAAG